UGUCCCCGCAGGGCCCAGCUGCCGUGCGGGGGGAGCACGCGGGGCCCCCUGCCCCUGGGCUCCGUGUUCCAGUUGAUAGAACCAUCAGAGGAAGUUAUUUGCGCAGAGUGUUGCUUUCCCGGCUCUGGUCUGUGAAACCGUGGGUAAAGAAGGUGCACAGUUUGGCUUCCUGUGUCUCUGAUGGGCUGUUCCUCUCAGCAGGCGUUUGAGUUGGAAAAUGGGGCGUCGCUCCUCGGACACAGAAGAGGAGCCCAGAAGCAGGAGGAAGAAGAAGCACCGCAGGCGCUCGUCCUCCAGCAGCUCCUCAGGCAGCAGAACCUACAGCCGGAAGAAGUCGGGGAGGAAAUCAAGGUCAAGGUCCCGCUCCCGGGAUCUCCAGUCUCGCUCACAUUCUUAUGAGAAAAGACGCAGACACAGGUCCAGCAGCAGCUCUUCAUAUGGCUCCAGAAGGAAACGCAGUCGUAGCCGGUCAAGGGGCAGAGGCAAAUCCUACAGGUCUCAGAGAUCAAGAUCAAAAAGCAGAACAAGAAGAUCCCGGUCGAGACCUCGACAACGUUCCUAUAGUGGAAGCAGUGAGAGAUCCAGCCAGAGGAGAACACACAGUGGGUCUCGGGAGAGGGAGCGGCGGAAAGGCAGAGAGAAGGACAAGGGGAAGGAGAAGGGCAAAGGGAAGGAGAAGGAGAUGCAUGGCACGAAGCAUGGGGACUCUGCAAACAUCAAAGCUGGAUUAGAGCAUCUGACUCCUGCUGAACAGGCCAAAGCUAGAUUGCAGCUGGUUCUGGAGGCAGCUGCUAAAGCAGAUGAGGCAUUAAAGGCUAAAGAGAGAAGUGAGGAGGAAGCAAAGAAAAGAAAGGAAGAAGACCAACCCACCCUGGUAGAGCAAGUGAAACGAGUAAAGGAAAUUGAAGCUAUUGAAAGUGACUCCUUUGUUCCACAGACAUUCAGAUCAAGUAAAGAAGUCAAAAAGUCCACAGAGCCUGCUGAACCACAGUAUGAGCCUGUAACCACUGGAGCAGGAGCUGCUGAUGCAUCUGCUCCCGAAAAAGAAGCCCCAGCUGCCAACAUCCCCACUGCCAUCAAAUACCAAGAUGAUAAUUCUUUAGCACAUCCCAAUCUGUUUAUUGAGAAGGCAGAGGCAGAAGAGAAGUGGUUUCAGAGGCUGAUGGCCCUUCGGCAGGAGAGGCUGAUGGGCAGCCCGGUGGCCUGAGCGGACGGCAGGAACCAUCACACACCAGCUCUCCAUGAAUGCUAAGGAAUCCUACCAUGAAAUUGUUCUGGUUUUCUCUUUUGAGGGGAUUUUAAUACUCGGUCUGAGUUGUACAGGGAAUAAAUAUUUCAUCCAAAUAAACAAGAAUGUUCUGUCCUCCGUUUCGCUCCCCAGCUCAUUGUGGUGUUCUGCUGCAGACGGGAAGGCUGGCAGAGCAGGGUAAUUUUCUUUUUUGUGCUGAAUUCCUCUGGGGUGCAAAGAAUCUGACAGCAGGAGACAUAAUUUUAUACCUCCCAAUAAAAAUAAAUAAAUAAAUAAAACCAUGUAGCAGCUUAAAGGUAAAUGAAAAAGUAAGACUGUCAAAAAAAGCUUAUCUUUACUAGUGCUCAGACCAUAGGAGUCCAAAUGAUACCACCCUGGGCCAGGACAUCUGCAGCUGCAGGAGGAUUCAGGGCAAAGAUAUCACUAUUAUCUAUCUCUCCUUCCUUCUGCUCUGUGUUACAGGAGCAGCUUUUGAACCCCAGACAUAUGGGGAGAGUCUCCUUGCUGAGGGGCUCUUCUCACCUGAUGCAUUCACCUGCCUGCUCCAGCCUUAGCCUGGUUCCUCCCUUCUGCUGGGCCUGAGUGGAAAGAGAUGUUGGACGUUGCCUUCAACAUCUGGUGUUAGCAUCCAGGAGUAAGUGUCAGGAAGAAGUUAUCUUCUCCUUUCAAACACGUUUCUAAAGUUUUCAGCAGGUUUCAAUAAAUACUAGUUUCUGAGCCAUUUUAAGCACAUCAAAAUGUUUGCUAUCCUGGAGGAGGCAGCUUUUCUGUGAACCCUUCAUGGGAAAUAAGACUUCCAGUCUAUGAAGCCUCCCUUUGUCCAGGUGUAUGAAAUUUAGCCCAGGUAUACAAAAAAAUAAAUCUGCCCAUCAUCCCACUAAAUGCCAGAGAGAUCAACCAAAUAAAAUACAAAAGUGUUUUGUCUGAGGUAUCUAGCAAAGCUGUGAGAAAACUAUUCAAGAAGUAGAAGACUCAGCUAAGCCCCCACCUCUGGACAUACCUCGUUGGAAAUUACCUGCUUCAGCUUUUCCACCUGAGAGAACAAAUUGGUUUAGUGUUAUUUUUCCUUGUUCUUAGUGAAAAAAAAAAUGAUGCUGGCAAUGUGCUUUGGUUGUCUUCUUUUUUUUAGAUCUCUGCUGUAAAAGGAAAAAUGAAAUUUGCCUUCUCACACAUUUUUACUUUCUCUUUACGAGUGGAGUUAGUUUUCCUUGGUCCUGCAUUGCAAUGGCAAUCUGUGUUUCAGGGCUUCCUUGGCAGCAACAAAAAGUGGGAAAAAACCCCUCUUGAUGCAUUUUUUAAAAUGGUAAAUAUUUGUUGUUGUUCUGUCUUCUCAUCUCCUUCUGUGUUUCUUUCCUAGUAAAUAAAAAACAUUGUGUAAGGUA
Apus apus (common swift) is the source of this 2631-nucleotide messenger RNA. RefSeq names its product arginine and serine rich coiled-coil 1 (gene RSRC1). The coding region runs from base 218 to 1207 and encodes 329 amino acids. The transcript is spliced from 10 exons. Gene Ontology annotation, biological process: alternative mRNA splicing, via spliceosome. The record is from RefSeq and is a predicted model, not a curated record. NCBI's taxonomy places the organism in Eukaryota, Metazoa, Chordata, Aves, Apodiformes, Apodidae. Gene Ontology annotation, cellular component: cytoplasm; nucleus.